UCUCGAAAUACUUUGCCAAAUUCGGCAUAGUUUUUUUUUUCUUUUCUUGUUCUCGUGUGAAACCACACAGAAUUAACCAGAACGGAUCAAGGAAUUGCUACCGUCAUAAUCCUACUAUUUGCAGUGGUUUAAAAACUAAAUACUAGGAGUAUAUCAUUAUGGUUUAUGUCUUGUGGAAAAAGAUAAACUUUUUUGCGAUGUUUGGUCAAGGAAAACGACGAGUUAACGAAGGGAAAUGAUCACGUGUAGCUAGGCUGUGUGUGUGAGAGAGAGAGAGGGGGCACGAUGCAAAGAGACGUCCACGACUUCCUUUCUGUUGCAGUCUACGAUUUUCUUUUUCAAAAAUUCCGAAUGUUAGUGUGCAAAAGUGGUCGGCAUAUCAUUAUUCUUGCAGGUUGUCAUGCCAGAUCAUUAUCGGUCGAUCAGAUCUCCGCAAAUUUCUUCCUCAAGACACACGACUUCCUGCCGCAGGUAGAGAAGAGAGCCGACCAGACACCACCGCCGCCGCCGCCGCCGCCGCCCCACGCCGCGGUCACCGCCGAGAAGCAGCUGCUCCACCAGCACGCGUUGGCCGCCGCCGGCGCGUUCACCAUCAACCACGCCGUGGCCGCGGCCGCCACCGCCGUCAAGCAGGAGCCGCCCUUCGCGCCGUGGUGCCAGCCCGUCGCCGCCGUAGAUCCCCGAGGUCACCAGUGGUCGCUCCCCUUCGCCGCGCGCGCCGUCGCCGUCGCCUCCUCCAGGCCGCAGCAGCAGCAGCAGCAGCCACCGCCGCCGGAGAGGAAGGGUGGCGGUGGAUUCAUGGACGCCGGCUCCAGAUCCAGUGGCGGCGCGGGCUUCGACGACGACGACGGCCAUGCCGCGCGCCGCGAGGUCUCCUCCUCGCUGAAAGAGCUCACGGUCAGGGUGGAAGGGAAAGGUGGGAGCUGCAGCGGCAGCGCUGGCACGGAUCAGAUGCCGAACACGCCGCGCUCGAAGCACUCCGCCACCGAGCAGCGCAGGCGCAGCAAAAUCAACGACAGAUUUCAACUUCUUAGAGACUUAUUGCCUCAUAAUGAUCAAAAGAGAGACAAAGCAUCAUUUCUCUUAGAGGUUAUUGAAUACAUACGGUUUUUACAAGAGAAAGUACAAAAGUAUGAGGUUUCAUACCCGGAGUGGAACCAAGAAAAUGCAAAGGUUGUGCCAUGGACAAACAUCUAUUUCCGUUCUUCCUGGAAAAAUGCGCAGAACAAAGGCCAAGUUCCUGCAGAUCAUUCACCUGACCCUCCAGAACUUCUGAAAAAUGGUUCCCCCUAUAUGUUCCCUUUUACAGGGAACUCUGAUAAUAACAAUGCAGUUGAAACUGCAGCUGCUUCAGGUGCACAGGAUCAGGCAGAAACUGAUCCAAUGAGUCGUGUGUCUUACAGAUCAGUGGACACUCCCAGUCCCAAUAAUGUUGCAGACAAAGUUACAUCUCAGCCACACGCUCAACUGGUGAGACCAUCACCUGCAGAGAAUCACACAGUAAACUGCGACAAGUUAAAUAAUUCUGACCUUGCCAUCGAUGAGGGAACAAUCAGUCUAUCAAGCCAAUAUUCCCAAGAGUUGCUUAACAAGUUGAAUCAUGCCCUGGAAAACUCGGGUAUAGAUUUGUCCCAAGCCAGCAUCUCCGUGCAAAUAAAUCUUGGCAAGAGGGCUAUGAAGAGAUCUACUCCUGCUGCAACCUCCACUUCUAAGGAGCUCACUGAUCCGGCAUCUAAUAGUCAAGCAAUGGGCCGUCAGCUUAGGUUGGGUGAUGGCGCUGAAGAACAUCGACAAGCCUCAAAGCGACACAAAUCAGAUAACAGCUGAUGGUUUGCUCCUGAAAACCCCAGAUAUUCAACCAUUUUUUGCUCCUAACUGUGUACGGGGAGCCCCAAGGUUUUAUGUAUAUUAAGUUUACCUGUGACGUCUCGACAAAACAAGGCCUUGAUGUAUUCUUUCAUUUAAUCACUUCGCCGUUCUAGCCCCUAGGGAAGAAAGGAAGCUUCCAUUGCAGAUUGUGAAGCUGCUUUUGUCCAUAUGCUUCCAUUCAUAUGAGAAGUUUCUCCCACCCUCUGACAGAAUGUCUUUUGUAACAUAAUUCAGAAAUGAGCUAUCCAAAGUUCCAUCAGUUCCCCUUGUGAUGUGUAA
Oryza sativa Japonica Group (Japanese rice) is the source of this 2148-nucleotide messenger RNA. RefSeq names its product transcription factor BIM2. Gene Ontology annotation, biological process: DNA-templated transcription. NCBI's taxonomy places the organism in Eukaryota, Viridiplantae, Streptophyta, Magnoliopsida, Poales, Poaceae. Gene Ontology annotation, molecular function: protein dimerization activity; DNA-binding transcription factor activity. The record is from RefSeq and is a predicted model, not a curated record.